Molecule: messenger RNA, 1963 nt
Organism: Magallana angulata
Lineage: Eukaryota; Metazoa; Mollusca; Bivalvia; Ostreida; Ostreidae
Product: E3 ubiquitin-protein ligase TRIM71-like
Exons: 4
Coding region: 1-1962 (653 amino acids)
Molecular function (GO): zinc ion binding
Source: RefSeq, a predicted model, not a curated record
AUGUUUCUUAAGUGCCAUCUGUGUAAUGACGAAUUUGACGACGAAAAAAAGCAUGUUCGUCUGCUCCCUUGCCUACACUCUCUAUGCUUCAAAUGCAUGAAAAAGACCAAACUGAACGAUCAGCUUCAUUGCCCCACAUGCGAUGCCACCCAUUCCGUGAGUGACGUUGAUGAAACAUGUCCACGUGAUAACACACGACUUGACCUGAUGGAUUUAGCCAAAGUCAAAUAUUCGCUUAUGACUGAUAGCUGUACUGUUUUUCCUUCCGAAAUUGCAACUCAUAGAUGUACGCAAUGUGCAGAGUUUCUGUGCGACGAAUGCCAUAAGGCACAUAUGCGUGUCAGGGCAACUACAAACCACACGCUGAUUAAAUUAGACGAGCCUAAUAAGAACAAGAACAUGGAUGCAUUUAACCGACCAUUAUUGUUUAGCGAGCGAGCAGAUAUUGUUUUAAAUAAUUCCUGCACUAAAACAUCAAGCCCAAAAAAUGUUUGUGUCAAUUGUGCAAUCGACAAUUGUAGCGAGUCAAACUUUCAUAAGAUCAAUAAUAUUGAUAGCGUUGCAAAUGCAAAAAGACAACUUAUAAAAGAUCAGAUAUCCAGUAUAGAAAAUGUCGGUAAACAAAUACAAAAAGUUUUAAAUGAGAUUAAGGAUGAACAGAAUGAAAUUGUAAAUACCGAGAAGUCAGUAAAGGAUAAAAUUGACGAAGCCUUUGAUAAUCUAGAGCGCAUUUUGUGGAAUAGGAGAAUACAUAUAAAUAAAGAAUUAAAAAACAAGGUCUUCAGGAAACAGAGACACCUGAAAGCACAGGAGGAUAACUUACGGAAGAUGAAGUUGGAUAUUGAAGAGUCAAACAAGUUUGCAAACAUAGUCGUCUCCUGCCCUAGCUCUUUAGCUUUCCUACAGGUGUAUCCAACAAUUCAGAAGAAAUUGAAGAAUCUUGCCACACAGAGCUUUGACAAGAAACCACAUGAGAUGGCUACUUUUGGUUUCAACGCCAAGGGUUUAAAUUCAGAUUUUAAGAUCAUGCUAAAGGAGAUGACCAACGUCUGGUCAGUGUCAGCCUAUCCACCAAACUGCAAUGCCAAACUCUUGGUGGAUUCACUGGAAAUUAAUACAUCCGCAACUUUUUAUGUCAAACUAAAAGAUUUUCAAAAUAUGGCACCGUUUGAAGGGAGCAGAUUAAACAAAAUCAAUAUGGAUGUAGUUGUUAAGGAUCCAACAGGAAAUGAAACUAGAUGUUCAUGGAAAAUUAAAAAAAGAAGCACCCACAAUAUGGAGGUUACCUGGAAGCCAGCCAUGACGGGGAAACAUACUCUAGAGAUCAGAGUACUGGAUAGAGUGGUUGUUUACAAAGAAAUUGAGAGCAAACCAGAACCAGACAUGACGUUUGAUCGUGACAAGGCACACAAAGACGUUUCCAUUUCCGCUGACGGAAAGGUCUUUAUGAACAUCUCCGAUGUACCAAGCAGCAGUCGUUUACACAAGUACAAGGGGACUCACUGUUCAAAAGGCAUAAGCUAUCCCGGGAGAUAUUACUACGCAAUCAAAUUGGAUAUUAAAAUUAUAAAGCCUUUGGAUAAAAGCAAUCUUGUCUACGAGCUGGGAAUCGCUAGAAAGUCUGCCAUCGGAAAAAAUUUGGUUGUGGAGGGAGAGAAAUUUGCAUGGUCAAUGAUCGGAGCCCACCAUGUAGAUUGUGAUGCUAUCUGUAUGCACAUUGCUCACAACAACCACUUGCUCUACCACGAGGUUCUAACAAAGAACAGAACCGGAAGCACUAUGGAGAGAGUAUUUGGAUUCCUUCUAGACACCGAGUUUGGCCAAUGGAAAGUCUUCGAUCAUAAGCUCGAGAAGGAGAUAUGUGUUGUGGAGUUUGUUGAUUGCUCCGAAUUUUUAUAUCCUGUAGUCGCCGGCUACAAUCCAAACUACGUGGAAGUUACCGCUACUUUUAUGGACGAAUGAA